Apis dorsata (giant honeybee) is the source of this 2163-nucleotide messenger RNA. RefSeq lists its product as uncharacterized. Gene Ontology annotation, biological process: regulation of transcription by RNA polymerase II. Gene Ontology annotation, cellular component: nucleus. Bases 1078 to 2151 code for a protein of 357 amino acids. The transcript has 4 exons. The record is from RefSeq and is a predicted model, not a curated record. NCBI's taxonomy places the organism in Eukaryota, Metazoa, Arthropoda, Insecta, Hymenoptera, Apidae. Gene Ontology annotation, molecular function: protein binding; DNA binding.
CCUAACGUCACGGCGCAUUCACUCACCGGCCGUCGCCGACGCCGCUGUGCCGCACACGCAACCCACACGAUACGCUGAAAGGAAAAUUCGUUUUCAACUGUUAAGAGAUCGCUAUCGAUAUCGAGUGAUCGUAUUCAUGGUGAACCGAAUAAUUAUAUUUCGCGAAAGAGUAUCGAGCAACAGUGACUAAUCGAGUGAUGUAUGUAUAUAUGUAUAUAUAUAUAUAUGUAUAUAUGUACACGCGGGUGUCCCGCGCAAAGAAGGCGAACAUCUAUACCGACGAACAUGUUUGUGCUUUUACUGAGAAGACGAUAGGUGACAGUGAGGAAUCAGCUGAUCGUUUAGGGGCGCCACGCUCUCUUAUCCUAUCUCGCGCGCGCUUUCUGUCUGUCUCCCUCUCUCUCUCUCUCUCUCUUUCCUUUCCUCUUCUAGACUCCUCAUAGGAGACUCCUCUUCCUCUGACGUACAUAUAUAUACGUAACCGCGCACAGUAGCUACUACCACGCGGUCCGCCGGCUGUGUUUGAUUUUCCCGCCAAUGAAACGUACGCACUCGAAGGUUAUACACGUACGUUUUCUCCGAUCAGUCAAUUACCAGUGUAAGUUACAUCUUCUAUCAUGCUUGGUGUUCUCUAUAAUGAAGAUCAUUCCACUUUCUUCGUACGAAAAAGGUGACAAAGUGGAGAAGAAAGACUCGCUGGAAUCGUGUCAAUUGAUGGAAUUACGAACUUCCAACCCGAUGAUCCUCGAUUUAUUGUCGGAAGAUCCAGUGUUAUGUGUGUAUCUUUUUGCUUAUUAUCAUCGUGUGAAAAUGGAUUGUGAUAUAUUACUCUUAAGGUGAAAUGUUCACGAGAAACGUGAAAAAGAGAUAAGUCGAGUGUCCGCCCUGAGCGGAAUCAGCAUUUGAGGAGAACAGCGGCGUUCAAGAUAGUGUCGAGGGGGAGGCAUUGUUCACGAUACGUGCGUGGCCGCGUGCGUGCGUGCAUGGAAGAGAGAAACGGACGAAGGACCUCGAGGUACGAAGGAGAACGAGGCGGAGCAAGGUGGCUCCGCUAACGGCACGAGCGGCGGUGAAAAAAUGUCGAGCGCCGCGGACAGUCCUGAUGGGAUGGCUUUGCAGUCGCACUAUUCCUUACGAUGGAACAAUCAUCAGACGCAUAUACUCCAGGCCUUCGAGGCGUUGCUACACGCGGAAUUACUCGUUGACGUGACCCUGGUCUGCGCCGAGACUAGUCUCAGGGCGCACAAGGUUGUUCUUAGUGCCUGCAGCCCGUUCUUCGAGAGGAUAUUUGCGGAGCACCCCUGCAAACAUCCGGUGAUCGUGCUAAAGGACUUCCCCGGCCACGAGGUAGCGGCGCUGAUCGACUUUAUGUACCGUGGCGAGGUGAGGGUCGGCCGCGAGGAGCUUCCCGGCCUGAUGANAUCUCCGCUCACACCGCAACAAAGCUCCGUGACGCCCAUAUUCCCGUUGGACGGUGUCGUGUCUCUAGGUGGUGGACUGUUCCCUCAUGUAGGUGCCCUAGACAGGGGAUCCCUUUUGGCGGAUCUCCACGAUAGUUUUAAACCGGAAGCGCUGCACGGACUUUUCGGCGCGGCCAGCCUCGGGGCUCACCACCCGGGUAAAAAGCCAAAGAAGCACAGGGGCGACGGUGACACGCCGCACAGGUGGGGCGACCACAGCAGCAGGGGCCUCCCGGUCGGGAGGCCGAAAGGACAGCACAGCGCACCUAGGGGCGGCCCGCCCAGGUCUUGGACGAACGCGGAGCUGACCGAGGCGUUGCAGCACGUUUGGAACAAGAAGAUGACCACGUCGCAGGCAAGCAGGAUAUUCGGCAUCCCGUACAACAGCUUGUUAAUGUACGUGCGGGGGAAAUAUGGGAAGAGUUUGAAACUCGAACAGCUGAGAAGGGACUGCACGGGGGCGACUACGGGCGAGGUGGUUAUGAAUUCGCUUAACAACAACGACAAGGCCGUCCAGCCGCCCGCGCAAAUCAUCCACCCCCUUGCUGGCCUGCCGCCCCAUCCGGGCGACGACGCUGGAUUCCCCCAUCACUCGUUGCUCGCGGGCAACCUGCCGCACGGUUUCUUCCCCGACUUUGCCCCCGCGGAAGCGUUGAACGAUCGUUACUCGUUUGACAAUCAUAUUCGAUAAAUCGAACCAAUC